AUGACCGUAGUAAACGGACAGGAGAUUAGUCGCACUCCGGGACCACUGCCCAUGCCCGCUGUUGGCCAAGGCGCCAUUGUCGAGCAACGCCGUCGCCCGAGAGUGCUCUCACAUCCACAAAGACGGGUUUAGAGGAGAGAGCAGGAGUCAACAGAACAGCCAACUCUGGAUCAGAAUCCUCGGGGCCCUUAGUCGCCAAGAACAAAUGUCAGGUAGCCAGUAGCACACAGAGACGCCCCACACUGCAGCAGGGACAGAAAGAGAUCACAGGUUUAGUGAUCCAAACAGUUCUACAGUCGAUUGCUGAUCUUGGUAGGCAUGGCAAUCUGCCGAACACCAUCCACUGGACUGGACAUCUGCAAGUGUCAGCCUCUGACAAGAACAAAACAUGAGCAUACUGUAUUUCAGUUCUAGCAAAAAGGAAGAAAAACUGUUUGACAGGGGAAUAAUUUCUAACUUUGAUUUAUUAGUUGGCAAUAAAGGCAUUUAAAAAAGCUAAUCUUGGUUCCUUUACCAAUUAUUCCAAUACACAUUAUUAUCAGUAUGUCCAAUUAUUAACAGUAUGGGUGUUGAGAUUUGCAGUAGGCCUAAAUAUUGCACAUGGUCCUUUCUGGAAUAACUUUGUUUGUCAUGCUACUGCUACAUUAGAAAACGUUUGGUAUUUGUUGUUGAUUGGAGCCGGUUGCCCUCAAUGUAGUUGCACAGUGUCCUAUUAGUAGCCAGCUUUCACGUUCUUCAACUGAACAGCCUAUGAACACUGUGGACACUGUUGCACAUGGACAGCUCCCAGUGCUGAAUUGCCAAAUUCAGAAUGUAGGCCUGCUUCAACAUCAAUGAGUUAUUAUUUGUUUCUCCAAACAAAAUCAAAUUGUAAUUCUGGAGCAGGGGAAGGAAUGUAUGAAAAUGUAUGCACUCACUAACUGUAAGUCGCUCUAGAUAAGAGCGUCUGCUAAAUGACUAAAAUCUCAAAUCUAAGGAACUGAACAUAAAGAGACAUAAAUCAGUGUGGUGUCUUCUGCUUCACAUUCCUUAUCAAGCCACUAGAGCCCUCCAUUCUCAUUGCAUGUGGUGCUGCAUGCCAUGGUCAUGUCUCUCAGUCAGAUAGUACACGUGGAAAGGAUUUGAUUUGCUCACCUCCUGCGUCCUCUCUCCUCCGUCCUUUUUUUAAAAAAAAGGUAAAAGGUCAUUGUUCAAAACCCCUCCCAUUCCCCUCCUACCUGGAGGGGAGCCCUCCCCUCAUUAUUCGCCACACACCUCCAUCAAAGCUCGUUAAGAACAAUCCGGUCCACCUGAAAGAGGCAGGGCUACCCCUUUAAAUGCCCCACCUGCAGUCAUUAGUCCUCUUUCAACCAAACAGCUUUGACCUCUAGAGAGGCGUUAUUGACUGUGAGUAUUGCAUGAAUGUGGUGGUGUGGUGGGGGCCAAGGUAUUUCAUUCGUAUUGUUGUUAUGUAGAUUUAUAUUGUUUGACUGUUGUGCAUCUAAGUGCAAUUCCCUUAUUUGCCAGUUGUGUAACACUGUAGUGUUCAGAGUAUUUAUUUUGGGUAGGUUUGCGCUUUAUUUAUCAUAUGCCUCUGUUUUUUCAUUAACAUGUUUCUGUCUGUACCUAGACAUCACCAUCCUCGUCGACAUCUUUCAUCUGUCAGCUGUGACAUUCUCACCAUUUGAAGCCUACAAAAGACAAACAAACCUGUUUUUCAAUAAAGUCAAAAGGCUACCCUCUCCUUGUGAUCUUGCAGACAUGCCCAUUGUUGCCUCCCACUCUUCUCUUUGAGCUUUUUUCCAGUAAUUGAGGAUAGAGAAAGUGGAUGAAAAUGCGCUUGUAUUAAAUUACUCCUUCUCCAAUUGUGCGUCAUCUGGUAAAUGGGGACGGGGGAGCAGGUAGCUGACUAGGGGUGGCUGUUCAGCAGCCUGAUCUGGGGGUAGAAGUGAUUGGCCUGUCUGACCGUUUAUGCCAUGAUGCUCCUAUACUGCCCACGUCUGAGUGAUGGAAGCGGGUAGAAGAGGCCGCUUCCAUGCAGCCCGACAGCAUGGUCUCGAUGAGCUCCUGUAGAACACUGUGGGCCCUUAGAGGUAGGCUGAAUUUCUUCAAUUCCUUAGGUUGAAGAGUCGCUGUCGUGCCUUCACCACAGUGUCCGUGUGGUUUGACCAUUUCAGCUCCCCGGAGAUGUGUAUGCCGAGAAACUUGAAGUUUUUGACAAUCUCCACAGUGGCCCCACUGAUGAGGAUGGGGCGUGCCCAACCUUGUUCCUCCUAAAGUCCACAAUCAGCUCAUUGGUUUUGCUGACGUUGAGGGAAAGGUUGUUUACCUGGCACCAUGCCAUAAGUGCCUACCUCCUCUCUGUAGGCAGUCUCGUUGGUAAUCAGGCCUACUACUAUAGUCAUGUCGUCAGCGAACUUGAUGUUGGAGUUGGAACUGUAUGAGGCCACGCAGUCAUGGAUAUACAGGAGGGGACUGAGGACGCACCCUUGUGGGGCCCCCGUGUUGAGGAUCAGUGAGGUAAUGUUGCCUACCUUCACCACCUGGGGGCGGCCCGUCAUGAAGUCCAGGACCCAGUUCCAUAGGGAGGAGUUCAGUCCCUUGAGCUUAGAGGGCACUAUGGUAUUGAAGGCCAAGCUGUAGUUGAACAGCAUCCUCACAUAUGCAUUUAUUUUUUUCCAGGUGGGUGAGGGUAGCGUGCAGUGCAAUGGCGACUGCGUUGACCGUGAUCGGCCGGUGCAGUAGGCGAAUUGGAGAAGGUCUAGUGUGUCAGGGAGGAGGUGAUGUGGUCUUUGACUAGCCCCUCGAAGCACAGGCAUCCCAAUUUGGAACUUUUCACCAAAUAGUCUUUUGACCAAUGAGAUCAGCUCUGAUGUGAUCGGUCAAAAGACCAAUUAGUGGAAAAAUAUCAGCAUUUGGCUACCUGUUGAAACGCAGCCAUAGGGGGGGACACAAUUUUCCAUUUGACCUGUAGUGGGGUACUGUCCUGACAUCACAAACCACACCCUAGCUACACGUACAGGGCCUUCAGAAAGUAUUCAUACCCCUUGACUUAUUCCACAUUGUGUUACAGACAGUAUUCAAAAUUGAUUAAAUUGACUUUUUUUUCUCUCACCCAUCUACACACAAUACCCCAUAUUUUUGUACAUUUAUUGAAAAUGAAAUAUAUCUAAUUUACAUAAGUAUUCACACCCCUGAGUCAAUACAUGUUAGAAUCACCUUUGGCAGCGACUACAGCUGUGAGUCUUUCUGGGUAAGUCUCUAAGCGCUUUGCACACCUGGAUUGUACAAUAUUUUCCCAUUUAUUAUUUUCAAAAUUCUUAAAGCUCUGUGAAAUUGGUUGAUCAUUGCUAAACAACCAUUUUUAAGUCUUGCCAUAGAUUUAAGUCAAAACUGUAAGUCUGCCACUCUGGGACAUUCACUGUCUUCUUGGUAAGCAUAUCCAGUGUAGAUUUGGAGUUGUUUUAGGUUCUUGUCCUGCUGACGGGUGAAUUUUUCUCCCAGCGUCUGGUGGAAAGCAGACUGAACCAGGUUUUCCUCUAGGAUUUUGCCUGUGAUUAGCUCCAUUCUGUUUAGUUUUUUUGCUUGAAAAACUCCCCAGUCCUUAAUGAUUACAAGCAUACCCAUAACAUGAUGCAGCCACCACUAUGCAUUAAAGUAUGGAGAAUGGUACUCAGUAAUGUAUUGAAUUUGCCCCAAACAUAACACUUUGUAUUCAGGACAAAAAGUUAAUUGCUUUAUCACAUUUUUUUGCAGUAUUGCUUUAGUGCCUUGUUGCAAAUAGGAUGCAUGUUUUGGAAUAUUUGUAUUCUGUACAGCAGGGUUCUUCAAUUCCGGUCCUGGAGGGCCGAAACACCUCUGUUUUUCAUCAUCUCCUUCUAAUCAGGGGCUAAUUCAGACCUGGGACACCAGGUGAGUGCAAUUAACUACCAGGUAGAAAUAAAAAACAGAAGUGUUUCAGCCCUCCAGGACCGGAAUUGAAGAACCCUGCUGUACAGGCUUCCUCCUUUUCACUCUGUUAAUUAGGUUAGUAUUGUGGAGUAACUACAAUGUUGAUCCAUCAGUUUUCACCUAUCAUAGCCAUUGAACUCUGUAACUGUUUUAAAGUCACCAUUGGCCUCAUGCUGAAAUCCCUGAGCCAUUUCCUUCCUCUCUGGCAACUGAGUUUGGAAGGACACCUGUAUAUUUGUAGUGACUGGGUGUAUUGAUACACCAUCCAAAGUGUAAUUAAUAACUUCACCAUGCUCAAAGGGAUAAUCAAUGUUGACUUUUUUUUUUUUUUACCCAUCUACCAAUAUGUACUCUUUGUGAGGCAUUGGAAACCCACCCUGGUCUUUGUGGUUGAAUCUGUUUGAAAUUCACUGCUUGACUGAGGGACCUUACAGAUAAUUGUAUGAGUGGGGUACAGAGAUGAGGUAGUCAUUCAAAAGUCAUGUGAAACACUUAUUUCAAUUUAAUCAAUUUUAAAUUCAGGCUGUAACACAAAAUGUGGAAAAAGUCCAGAGGUGUGAAUAUUUUCUGAAAGCAUACCUGCCAUGACUCUAAUUCUCCUAAAAUAUGGGGCUUUCUCCUUGGUGGCAGACUUCUCCCUGCUGGCAGACUUCUCCCUGCCCAGGAUGUUGUUUCUGUUACCAAGCAGGAGACCAAGUGAGAGAAAAUAGAAUGAAAGUUCCCUUUACCCUACAUACACUGCUCAAAAAAAUUAAGGGAACACUUAAACAACACAAUGUAACUCCAAGUCAAUCACACUUCUGUGAAAUCAAACUGUCCGCUUAGGAAGCAACACUGAUUGACAAUACAUUUCACAUGCUGUUGUGCAAAUGGAAUAGACAACAGGUGGAAGUUAUAGGCAAUUAGCAAGACACCCCCAAUAAAGGACUGGUUUUGCAGGUGGUGACCACAGACCACUUCUCAGUUCCUAUGCUUCCUGGCUGAUGUUUUGGUCACUUUUGAAUGAUGGCGGAGCUUUCACUCUAGUGGUAGCAUGAGACAGAGUCUACAACCCACACAAGUGGCUCAGGUAGUGCAGCUCAUCCAGAAUGGCACAUCAAUGCGAGCUGUGGCAAGAAGGUUUGCUGUGUCUGUCAGCGUAGUGUCCAGAGCAUGGAGGCGCUACCAGGAGACAGGCCAGUACAUCAGGAGACGUGGAGGAGGCCGUAGGAGGGCAACAACCCAGCAGCAGGACUGCUACCUCCGCCUUUGUGCAAGGAGGAGCAGGAGGAGCACUGCCAGAGCCCUGCAAAAUAACUUCCAGCAGGCCACAAAUGUGCAUGUGUCUGCUCAAACGGUCAGAAACAGACUUCAUGAGGGUGGUAUGAGGGCCCGACGUCCACAGGUGGGGGUUGUGCUUACAGCCCAACACCGUGCAGGACAUUUGGCAUUUGCCAGAGAACACCAAGAUUGGCAAAUUCGCCACUGGAAGGACACAGAUGAAAGCAGGUUCACACUGAUCACAUGUGACAGACGUGACAGAGUCUGGAGACGCUGUGGAGAACGUUCUGCUGCCUGCAACAUCCUCCAGCAUGACCGGUUUGGCGGUGGGUCAGUCAUGGUGUGGGGUGGAAUUUCUUUGGGGGGCCGCACAGCCCUCCAUGUGCUCGCCAGAGGUAGCCUGACUGCCAUUAGGUACCGAGAUGAGAUCCUCAGACCCCUUGUGAGACCAUAUGCUGGUGCGGUUGGCCCUGGGUUCCUCCUAAUGCAAGACAAUGCUAGACCUCAUGAGGCUGGAGUGUGUCAACAGUUCCUGCAAGAGGAAGGCAUUGAUGCUAUGGACCGCCCGUUCCCCAUACCUGAAUCCAAUUGAGCACAUCUGGGACAUCAUGUCUCGCUCCAUCCACCAACGCCACGUUGCACCACAGACUGUCCAGGAGUUGGCGGAUGCUUUAGUACAGGUCUGGGAGAUCCCUCAGGAGACCAUCCGCCACCUCAUCAGGAGCAUGCCCAGGCGUUGUAGGGAGGUCAUACAGUCACAUGGAGGCCACACACACUACUGAGCCUCAUUUUGACUUGUUUUAAGGACAUUACAUCAAAGUUGGAUCAGCCUGUUGUGUGGUUUUCCACUUUAAUUUUGAGGGUGACUCCAAAUCCAGACCUCCAUGGGUUGAUACAUUUGAUUUCCAUUGAUCAUUUGUGUGAUUUUGUUGUCAGCACAUUCAACUAUGUAAAGAAAAAAGUAUUUAAUAAGAUUAUUUCAUUCAUUCAGAUCUAGGAUGUGUUAUUUUAGUGUUCCCUUAAUUUUUUCGAGCAGUGUAUAAUUAUGUUGAGAAACUGUUUUGUAUUUUAAACUAAUACUAAACAUACAGUAUAUUUACACUGGCCUUGUCAUUUACAUAACAUGUCCCACAUUCCACAAACUGAUAAAGGUGCAAAUGGCCUAGAAUAUGCCAUUGAUAAACUACUGAUAGUAUGACCGUAGAGCGCAUUACCUUGUUUUUAUCACACCAUAGACAUGCAUAUAAAAGUAGGCCUAUUCACACUUCACCCGUCUUCAUUGCUUCUUCCAUUUCAUGUUCUAUAAUUCAAUACCUUAGGAAAAUGAACAGCUACAGAAUUGGUGCAAACAGCUUGUUGUGAGCCUACAUUUUAGCCAAGGUUAGUCUACCUGGUAUCCUUGGGACGUCCCUAAACUUAACCCUUACCCGUUUUAAAUUUUAAUUAGGUUCCAAGGAUUCCAGAUAGCAAUGAUUUUGACAUCCGAGUUGGGACGGCCCAAGGAUUCCGUUCAUAUAAGGCAACCAGAAAUUGAGAAUCCAUUUUGUUCGGUGUUGACUAGAUGGGAUACAGCUUGUCAGAUUUGACUUUUCGUAGCAGAUUAGAACUUACGCAGCAGGUUAGGAUAAUUAGGUUAAUGUUAGGAAAUGUGUUAGGGUUAGCUAAAAUGCAAAAAAAAUCGACUUUUGACGUUAACUUAACAAAAGCUGUAUCCCUUCUAGCCAUGACCAGUUUGUUCUCCCUGGCCUAUACUGUAUUUUGAUUCGUCUGAGGCUAUGAUGUGUUAAAAUUGAAAGUGAAAGAGUUCUCCCCACUAAACGCUGACACAUUUAGGCUACACAGUUUACCUUGACAGCGUUUAACAAAGUAAAAGGUGUAGUAAAGUGCAGUAGGCUAUCUCACCUUUCACCUGAGGGCUCUCGGUUUGUGGACUCGUUCGCUCAUCUUGAUUGAAGAUGCUCAAUAAUUCUCGACCAUGCCAACCUCAAAGCGCUGGUUUUUCCUUUGAAAACACUCGCAGGUGAGUUCAUUUCUCUGAGGCCCACAGGGUAAUUUAAGAAAAAUUUACUGCAACAACAAAACAGCUUUAUAAUAAUCUGUGCUGUCAACUUUUGAAGAAAGCUUGGAGUGAGAUUUGCUAUGUGACUUUCAUUGCCUGCUGGCACAACCCCUAGACGGGUUUUACAGUUUAAAAGCUAAUUUCCUGCAAUUCUACGUAGUUUGACAUGGUUUAGGCCUAAGACCAGGGUAGAAAAUAAAAUAAAACCACAGGUCAGGUGUAUUCAAAUUGCUUUGAACAUUAAAUGAACACUCAAUUGUACAACUUUGUUACUUUGAGAUCUUUGGAGAUUACAUUUAAAGUAUGCUAAUAUGUUUUUAAAAAAAUCUUUAGGUGGUUUGACACAUUAUUCAGACAGUAAUGAAAUGAGAUGAGGAGACAGACAAAUGGGAGAAACAGUGGGAAGGUUGGAAGCAGGGAUCCGUUCUCAGGUGGAAAGUACGAGACGUGCCAGGGAGUGUUACCACUACACCAGGGCUCCCCAACUGGCGGGCGGUUUUAUUUGGCCCCCCAAGUUUUCUGCGAAAAUAAAACAUUUGUGUGGAAUUUUCAUUGUUGGACAUAAAAGACUGUAAAAACACCAGGAAAUCAGUUCCAAGUGAUCUUAAAUUAAGAAAUCUGUUCCCAAGUAUUCCCACGCGAUCAUAUACAAACGUAAGCAAGGUUUGAAAUUAUUGUUUUAGUCAAACAUAUCUGUUUGGGCUUCUUGCGGCCAGUCUGCAGUCUACAAAUGAUUUGUAAUUAUUUUCCGGCCCCCUGACCAGCCGCUCCAAAAAAAAUCGGCCCCCGGCUGAAUCUAGUUGAUUAUCCCUGCACUAUACCAAGGCUCUGCACAGGAAAUAUUAAUAUUAAUGGUUGAUGGCAUUUGGUAAAACCAAAUCAUAGAUUGCAGUCUCCUUGUCCAUAGACUGCUUUCAAGCUAAGGACACACAUUUAGCAAUUUACAUUUUAGUCAUUUAGCAGACGCUCUUAUCCAGAGCGACUUACAGUCAGUGAAUGCAUACGUAUUUUUUUACAUUUUUAAUAUUUUUUCAUACUGCCCCCCGUGGGAAACGAACCCACAUCCCUGCCGGCCAAACCCUCCCCUACCUUGGAUGACGCUGGACCAAUUGUGCGCCGCCCAUGGGUCUCCCGGUUGCGGCCGGCUGCGACAGAGCCUGGACUCGAACCAGGAUCUCUAGUGGCACAGCUAGCACUGCCUUAGACCACUGCGCCACUCGGGAGUCGCAAUUUGGGUGAACUCUCUUUAAAAUAGGUCUGGAAGAAAAUCCUGCUUGCUCUCCAGGAGGGAACGUAUGCAUCAAACUGUAUGGAUAGACGGCUUGACAGAAAUGAUAGUAGAAGAUGAAUGUUGAACUUUUGUUGCACACAUAUCUAGAUGAUGCUGUGUACCAUUUAGCGCAAUGACACUGUCGGUGUGAUCGAGGCGUAACAGCAACCUCAUUUUGUUGACAUUGUACAUAAAACAGCUCUACUAUGCUGCUCUCUCCAUUCAGCUCCACUCUAAUCUUGAGAGCAUCCAAUCCCCUUGAUCCCUUACCUAACUAGACCAAUCAUAUGCUUCAAAGUGCCCCGGUUCACAGUGCUGUGAUAGGACAAUGACAGAGGUUGCGCUCGUGAUGUUAAAUUGAAGGCGCAGAUGCUCCGAUUUCAAAACGAUUUGGAGCACAGUUGAAAAGUCAACGCACUGACUAGGCACGAACUAGUCAGUGCGUGACUAUAAAAAUAAAAGCAGUACUUUUCAAUGCGUGAGAUAUGAGGUGUGGCGUCUUAGCGUGAGAGGAGGGUCAAAUGCGUGAGGUGUUAUGUUUGUACCACAGUGUUGUGAAUGUUCCCGAGGUCUUGAGGUCUUGAGGUGGAUGUGAGGGACUCGAGUCAAGACCCAAUUCAUGCAAAAUUAAAGGGCAACUCCACCACUUUUCAACCUAAUUUUCAUUAUCUCCAGCACAAUACCAGUGUCAACCAGAGAAGGCUGGGGGAGGAGCUAUAGGACAACGUGCUCAUUGUAAUGGCUGGAAUUGCAUAAAUUGAACUGUAUCAAACAUAUCUCAACCACAUGUUUGACACAGUUCCAUUUAGUUUAUUCCAGCCAUUGCAAUAAGCACGUCCUCCUAUAGCUUCCCCUACCAGCCGCCUCUGGAUUAUCAACAUAUGUGAAAACAGCGAAUUUCUAAUAUGACGUUUAAAAGUUCUACCCGAUGACAUCAAACGUUAAAACAAGGAUUUUCAAACACCAUGAGAUUCACAGUGAGGUGGGGAGCAAGAAAAGACCCUCCCUUGGGCGAGAAACUCAUUGCAUGUUUUGAAAAUCCCUUUUUUACUUUUAACCCUGCCCUGUGAUUAAACAAUUUUUUAAGACCUUAUCUUUUUAACCACAUAUCAUAGAAACGCACUGUUUUUACAUACAGUACCAGUCAAGUUUGGACACACUUACUCAAUCCAGCAUUUUUCUUUAUUUUUACUAUUUUCUACAUUGUAGAAUAAUAGUGAAGACAUCAAAACUAUGAAAUAACACAUGGAAUCAUGUAGUAACCACAGAAAAAGUGUUAAACAAAUCAAAAUAUGUUUUAUAUUUGAGAUUCUUCAAAGUAGCCACCCUUUGCAUUGAUGACAGCUUUGCACACUCUUGGCAUUCUCUCAACCAGCUUCAUGAGGUAGUUGCCUGGAAUGCAUUUCAAUUAACAGGUGUGCCUUGUUAAAAGUUCAUUUGUGGAAUUUCUUUCCUUCUUAAUGCGUUUGAGCCAAUCAGUUGUGUUGUGACAAGGUAGGGUUGGUAUACAGAAGAUAGCCCUAUUUGGUAAAAGACCAAGUCCAUAUUAUGGCAAGAAAACAACUGUCCAUCAUUACUUUAAGACAUGAAGGUCAGUCAAUACAGAAAAUGUCAAGAACUUUGAAAGUGUUUUCGCAAAAACCAUCAAGCGCUAUGAUGACACUGGCUCUCAUGAGGACCGCCACAGGAAUGGAAGACCCAGAGUUAACUCUGUUGCAGAGGAUAAGUUCAUUAGAGUUACCAGCCUCAGAAAUCGGCAAUUAACUGCACCUCAGAUUGCAGCCCAAACAAAUGCUUCAUAGAGUUCAAGUAACAGACACAUCUCAACAUCAACUGUUCAGAGUAGACUGCGUGAAUCAGGCCUUCAUGGUCGAAUUGCUGCAAAUAAACCACUACUAAAGGACAGAAGAAGAGACUUGCUUGGGCCAAGAAACACGAGCAAUGGACAUUAUACCAGUGGAAAUCUGUCCUUUGGUCAGAUGAGUCCAAAUUUGAAAUGUUUGGUUCCAACCGCCCUGUCUUUGUGAGAUGCAGAGUAGGUGGACGGAGGAUCUCCGCAUGUGUGGUUCCCAGAGUGACGCAUGGAGGAGGUGUGAUGGUGUGGGGGUGCUUUGCUGGUGACACUGUCAAUGAUUUAUUUUGAAUUCAAGGCACACUUAACCAGCAUGGCUACCACAGAAUUCUGCGCUUAGUGGGAUGAUCAUUUGUUUUCAACAGGACAAUGGCCCAAAACACACCUCCAGGCUGUGUAAGGGCUAUUUGACCAAGAAGGAGAGUGAUGGAGUGCUGCAUCAGAUGACCUGGCCUCCACAAUCACCCAACCACAACCCAAUUGAGAUGGUUUGGAAUGAGUUGGACCGCAGAGUGAAGGAAAAGCAGCCAACAAGUGCUCAGCAUAUGUGGGAACUCCUUCAAGACUGUUUGAAAAGCAUUCCAGGUGACUACCUCAUGAAGCUGGAUGAGAGAAUGCCAAGAGCUGUCAUCAAGGGAAAGGGUGGCUACUUUGAAGAAUCUCAAAUCUCAAAUAUAUUUUGAUUUGUUUAACCUCUACGGGAUCGGUGUCCCGUAUACGGGAUGGUUGCGCUAACGUGCGCUAAUGUGAUUAGCAUGACUGUUGUAAGUAACAGUAAACUUUCCAGGACAUAGACAUGUCUUAUAUGGGCAGAAAGCUUAAAUUCCUGUUAAUCUAACUGCACUGUCCAAUUUACAGUAGCUAUUACAGUGAAAAAAUACCAUGCUAGUGUUUGAGGAGAGUGCACAACAACACAAAUCUUAUCAUGGCAACUGGUUUGAUACAUUCACCUCUGAAGGUCCCAGAGAUAAAAUGUAGCAUAGUUUUGUUUGAUAAAAUCCAUUUGUAUAUUCAAAUGUAGGAACUAGGUUCUACAGUUUGAACCCCUGCUGUCUCUGGCUCCAAACCCACCCCGCCCGGCCCGGCCACCUAGAUGUGUGAAAGUUAGUGUAUAAGCUAAUGAUCCAUCAUGUAUGACAUUCCUGGGAGUGCGUAAACUUACAUUUUGUAUUACCAUAUAAUUUUUGUAUGUUCUCUAUAGUUAUGUACUUGAAAAUGUAUCAAUUGACCAAUUUGGCAGAUUUGGGCGGACUUGAUACAAAAUAGUCCAGUAUUGCAAUGCUUCACUGGAUCAAUCUGAAACGUUGCACACACACUGCUGCCAUCUAGUGGCCAAAAUCUAAAUUGCGCCUAAACUGCAAUAUUAUAUUGUGGCCUUUCUCUUGCAUUUCAAAAUGAAAUAAAUAUGAAAACGCAUGUUUUUUUGUUUGUAUUAUCUUUUACCAGAUCUAAUGUGAUAUAUUCUCCUACAUUAAUUUUACAUUUCCACAAACUUCAAAGUGUUUCCUUUCAAAUGGUAUCAAGAAUAUGCAUAUCCUUGCUUCAGGUCCUGAGCUACAGGCAGUUAGAUUUGGGUAUGUCAUUUUAGGCUAAAAUUGAAAAAAAAAAAAGGGUCAGAUCCUUAAGAAGUUAUCACUUUUUUGGUUACAACAUGAUUCCAAAUGUGUUAUUUCAUAGUUUUGAUGUCUUCCCUAUCAUUCUACAAUGUAGAAAAUUGUAAAAAUUAAGAAAAACCCUUGAAUGAGUAGGUGUCCAAACUUUUGACUGGUACUGUAUGUGGAGGGGGGGGGGGGCAAAACUUACGAUACCAAAAUUUCUCCUGACAUACUAUUUUACAGCAGGGAAAUUAAAAAGUGGCAUUUUUCCGCACUGAAUUUUCAAAAAUUGCUAUCCAAAAGAGCAAUUGUCCAAUAACUAUGCUUCAAAUGUUGAUUUCAUACAUUGUGACAAUAAUGACAGAUCAUGAGAAUGGCCGCAAGUGUUCAGAUAAGCAUGAAAUUCCCUUUUUCUUUCAAUUGAUUGAAUAUCGGUUAUCGGUGGAGUUAUCGACCGAUAUAGCGUUAAAAGGCCAAUAUCGGCAGAUAAUACCUGUGAAUCGAUAUAUCGGGCUCUACGUAGGCUAACAUAAAGCCAGGUCCUCUAAAUAUACCCAACAUUGCAUAAAAAGUACUCACUUUGCAGGAAUGCUGUGUUGGAGGGGAAUUUGUCAGAGCUUGGUUACAGUUCUCCGAAGGCAAGGAAGACUGGAACCACCAUCGCUGGCAUAGUCUUCAAGGUGAGAAUCAGUCAUUACACAUUUUCUGCUUACUGUGAUGUAGCAGUCUCAGGGUUGAGUUUAGCACAAUCAAUGCCCUAAGUAUGAUUAUAGUUUGGGUUUCCUCCCUCCACAGGAUGGGGUGAUACUUGGAGCUGACACAAGAGCCACUGAUGACAUGGUGGUAGCUGACAAGAAUUGCAUGAAGAUCCACUACAUUGCACCUAACAUUUAGUAAGUGCCACCUCGUACAGUAUAAUAGUGUAGCUUGUGUAACCCCUAUGUAGUUCAGCAUCAGCCCCUGCACAAUGGUAUGCACAGACUGGGGCUUUUGUUGAGGUCUAUUUGAGACACCAUGUUUCACCCAUUCAUCUCUGUUUUUAUUGUAGCUGUUGUGGCGCAGGUGUGGCUGCAGAUGCAGAAGUCACCACUCAGAUGAUGUCAUCCAAUGUGGAGCUGCACUCACUCAGCACAGGACGCCCUCCCCUCGUUGUCACGGUUACCCGACAACUGAAACAAAUGCUAUUCAGGUGAGAGAGAGUAUGAAUGAGUCUGUGAUGGUGGGAAAAUAAGACCUCUAAUGUGGCCACUCUCAUAACAUGGUUUGAAUGCUGACAAUCCAAUGACUUUCCUGACAAUAAUAUAAAAUAACAGCCACAACAGUGCCUUCGUCAAUGAUCGGACAUCCCUCAUUUGACUACAACAACCAUUUUCUAUCAAGAACAUUAUGAUGAUGCUGUUACAUUGUAGCUCUCUACACCUGAAUUGUGGCUUCUACUCCAGGUACCAGGGACAUAUUGGCUCCUCUCUGAUUGUUGGAGGUGUGGAUGUGACUGGCGCUCACCUCUACAGCGUCUACCCACAUGGCUCCUAUGACAAACUACCAUUCCUUACUAUGGGUAUGCUCUCCAUUAGUUUAUCUAGUCAAUGCUUGACUCUGUCUGUCAGCGAUGGAGAUUUCUUUGCACCAUCUGUCCAUGUGUUUCAGUCCAUCAUAAUCACAGAUAGUGUUGUCUGUAUUGUUUGUCUUUGGUAAUCAUCUAUUGCCAUCAAAUAAUUCAUCUGGGCUGUGGGAAGAGCUUCUAAUGGUAUGAAGUUGUAUUGAAUAUUGAAACAUUAGAAAACAUUAGAAAAGGUAACACUACUGCCGUUGUUUUUGCAGGUUCAGGAGCAGGGGCAGCUAUUUCUAUCUUUGAGGACAGAUACAGACCAAACAUGGAGGUGAGAUGCAGUUAUUCUCAUUUAACAGUUGUUCAUUUCAUAAAAUGUAUUGCUCACCUCUCUUAUCUGUCUAUCUUGCUCAGCUGGAAGAGGCUAAAAAGCUGGUGCGGGAUGCCAUUACUGCUGGGAUUUUCUGUGACCUGGGCUCUGGUAGUAAUGUGGACCUGUGUGUCAUCACUCAGGCUGGGGUUCAGUACCUUAGGAGCUAUGACCAGCCUGCCCAGAAGGGGAAAAAGUGAGCUAUACAAGUUUCUACUUGGCUACAACCAACAACAUUAAAUGUGAAUAUUACUUGAUUAUUCAUAACGGGAAUUUACAAUAUACUCUCUCUCUUUCCUUUCUCUUUGUCUUUGCCUGUUUCCAGAGAAGGACAGUACAAGUACAAGCCUGGCACCACUGCAGUUUUGACAAAGACUGUCACACCCUUGCCUCUGGACGUCGUUGAUGAAUCAAUUCAGCUUAUGGACACUCAGUGA
Molecule: messenger RNA, 14322 nt
Organism: Coregonus sp. 'balchen'
Lineage: Eukaryota; Metazoa; Chordata; Actinopteri; Salmoniformes; Salmonidae
Source: the annotation of a GenBank genome assembly